Molecule: messenger RNA, 834 nt
Organism: Dovyalis caffra
Lineage: Eukaryota; Viridiplantae; Streptophyta; Magnoliopsida; Malpighiales; Salicaceae
Source: the annotation of a GenBank genome assembly
AUGGCAAUGGGUGUGUCUGGGGUGUUGUGGAGUGUGAGGGUGCUUGUUCUUCUUCAAUUGGUUUCUGGAAUUCUUGGUUGGGGCGAGGAAGGUCACUAUGCUACGGGCAAAAUUGCAGAGGGGUAUCUAACUGCAGAAGCUCUAGCUGCAGUGAAGGAAUUGCUUCCAGAGUCUGCUGAAGGUGAUCUUGCAAACGUUUGUUCAUGGCCUGAUGAGAUCAAAUCCUUAUCCCAGUAUCGCUGGAGUAGUGCUUUACACUUUGCUGAUACACCAGAUCUCAAGUGUAACUAUGAAUAUUGUAGGGAUUGUCAUGACUCUGCUGGGAGUCAAGACAGAUGCGUCACUGGAGCUAUAUAUAACUAUACGUAUCAACUUUCAUCAGCAUAUCAGAAUUCCAGUUCAGAGUCCAACUAUAAUUCGACUGAGGCACUUAUACAGAGCACAGGGUACAAAGCCUUAAGAAGCAUAGUAACUGGAUUGGUGUGGGACGACAUGAUUAUUGAAUUAGCCUUGAAGACAUUCUAUGGUUCAAAUCUUGCAACCAUGAUACAGUCGAUUCAGAAUAAUAUAACGGAAAAUUGGUCCAAUGAGCUACCAUCAUGGGAAUCAUGUGCAUACAACCACACAGCCUGUCCAAACCCCUAUGCUUCUGAAAGCGUUAGUUUGGCCUGUAAGUUUGCAUACAGGAAUGCCACGCAAGGAAGCACUCUUGAAGAUGAUUACUUCCUUUCUCGGCUACCUGUUGUGGAAAAGAGGCUUGCCCAAGGGGGCAUUCGGUUAGCUGCUACGCUCAACCGCAUUUUUGCUUCUCCAUUGAAAAUUGCUCAAGCCUAA